This is a messenger RNA of Hydatigera taeniaeformis, 192 nucleotides long. NCBI's taxonomy places the organism in Eukaryota, Metazoa, Platyhelminthes, Cestoda, Cyclophyllidea, Taeniidae. The record is from the annotation of a GenBank genome assembly.
GUAGCAAAGAAGAAGAAGAAGGUGGAAAAAGGAAAGAAGGAGAGCGCAACAGCAGGUCCGACACGACAGCCCUUCGAUAGGGAACGCGAUCUUCUUGUCUCGCGCGUGGACCCACUUAAACGUCGAGCUAUCAUCGAACGCUCCAAGCAGUUGAGCUCUAAGUUCGCUCAUGGAGGACAGAAGUUCCUCUGA